AUGUCGACGUCUACUGUGGACACCCGAUCGCGCAGCUCGUCGUCUAUGCCGAGUACGCCGUCGAGCACGACGACCGAUACGACGGAUAAUACGCCUAUCAUCCCCCCCGCCGCGCCGCUCGACCCGCAACGCGCGCCCAACAAAGCCGAAUUCCUCGCCAUCCAAAGCGGGCUCAAGCGCCGUCCUCCACCGAGCGCGAGCGCGAGCUUGCAUACGAGCACCUACAGUGUCGCCACGACUGCUACGGCUGGCGCGACUAGUGGUGAGGGCACCGACGACGGUAUCUCAGAAGACGGAAGCGCCUCGGUGGACUCGCAUGGCGUAUCCCGUACCCCAGCGUCCCCGAACGGACCACAGCAGAGCCGGUUGAGACGACAGCUGUACGGAUUGCAGGGACCUGGAAGUCCGGAGGGGAGUACGUUUGCGCUGCCGUAUGGCGCUAGCAGGAACGGAUCGGCCGAGACGUUCGCUACUGUCAACUCCGACGAUGUGCGGAGGGGCGGGUACAGCAAUGCGGGGGACGAGCCGGACUUUGAUAUGCUUGAGGACCCGCGAUCUUGA
This is a messenger RNA of Peniophora sp. CBMAI 1063, 561 nucleotides long. Lineage: Eukaryota; Fungi; Basidiomycota; Agaricomycetes; Russulales; Peniophoraceae. The record is from the annotation of a GenBank genome assembly.